Molecule: messenger RNA, 924 nt
Organism: Apiotrichum porosum
Lineage: Eukaryota; Fungi; Basidiomycota; Tremellomycetes; Trichosporonales; Trichosporonaceae
Exons: 3
Coding region: 1-924 (307 amino acids)
Cellular component (GO): cytoplasm
Molecular function (GO): aldehyde-lyase activity
Source: RefSeq, a predicted model, not a curated record
AUGUCCCCCAUUGCCCUCAACGGAAACUCUACCACCAACGGCUCCACCAAGCCGACCAAGGACGUCCUCGCGUCGCUCGACAAGGUACUCCCCCUCGUCCGCCGCAACCCCCUCAAGGACCUCCUCGCUGCCGGCGGCUUUGCCCCGGCGUACUACAUUCAAAUGUGUCACUCGCCCGAGGUCGUCAACCUCGCCAAGCUUGCUGGGUACCACGCGCUUGUCAUGAACCUUGAGCACCACAAGACGGGUCUGGACACAGCCUCGGACUUGUGCUUUACCUCGCUCGCCUAUGGAAUCGCUCCCAUCUGCAUCGUGCCCUCGCUGCAAAGCGACUGGAUCUCGAGGUUGCUCGACAACGGUGCACAGGGCAUCAUUGUCCCCCGCGUCGGCACCGCCGAGCAGGCCAAACUGAUGGUCAAGUACUCCAAGCACCGGCCGCUCGGCGAGCGUCCCCUUGCAUUCUCCCCGCAGCUCCAGUACCAGAUCCCCGAUUUUGCCCAGGCGCAGGAGGCCCAGAACGCCACCACCAUCACGGCCCCCAUGAUUGAGACUGUCGAGGGCCUUGGCAACGUCGAGGCCAUCGCGGCUGUGGUUGGCAUUGACGCAAUCUUCGUUGGCGUGCACGACCUGAGCGACGACAUGGGCAUUGGUGGUGAAUUCUCCAACCCCAAGAUCUACGAGGCGCUUUCUCGUAUCUGUCGCGCGGCGGCGGCCGCGUCUGUCGACGGUCGGACAGUCUUCGUCGGGUUUGGCGGACUCGAGUGGCGGCCGGACAUUAUCUCGCGCCUCCGCCGCGACUUCGGCACGACGGUCGGCUUUGCCAUCGCUGGUAGGGACGGUACUUUCCUCUUCAAUGGCAUGAAGGAAGUGGUGGCGCGCUUCAAGGACGUCGAGGCUGGAAAGGAGGUCGCUGCUUUUGUCUAG